Messenger RNA from Sander lucioperca (pikeperch), 4129 nucleotides. RefSeq names its product E3 ubiquitin-protein ligase RNF38-like. The transcript is spliced from 12 exons. Bases 1174 to 3114 code for a protein of 646 amino acids. The record is from RefSeq and is a predicted model, not a curated record. Lineage: Eukaryota; Metazoa; Chordata; Actinopteri; Perciformes; Percidae.
UGUGAUCGAUUGGACUGACUUGGCAGAGAUGUGGAACUCCCAUUGAUUGAUCUCCACAACACUCCCCGCUGAACAGAGAAAACACUCGAUAGCGAAUGCAAGAGGGGAUUUAAAUCGGACAAAUAUUUGUCCUCGUUACUUGACGGAUAAGGUAGCUAUCUGUUUUCUCAUGCGGUCUGAAGUAAUCCGCUAUUAGCAUUGUUUAACGACUAGCCUAACAUAAAUACAGUGCGACGUUAGCUAGCUUGUAAUGUCGGCACUGUUGGACUUGUUUUCCCCUCUAGACCCCGCUUCCUGUUAGCCUUGGGCUAGCUGGAAAAUCGAAAAUAUGCUAAUGAACGAGCAGGUAUAGUUAGCCAACGCAAAGGGGUGUAACUUUACUACUUACAGUAGGCUACCGGUUGCAAUUUAGCUGGAAUUGAUUCACGAAUCUAUGCUGAUAACUUUUUUUUUCCCAGCCAGCUAUUAGAGCAGCUGGUUUCCUUUAGUUCGCUAACGCUCGACAGCUAGCUAGCCAUCUUGCUUGUGUUGAGGGAUUUAAGUAUUUAACUUGACAAGCUAAGCUUUUGGUGGCAGAGAGCGAGCGAUAUAACUUCAGUUGCAUGUUAAUAUAUGCCUCGGCAAUGGGCUCACUCGUAUAGGACCCAAUUUCUUGCGACUAACGUCAAUGCCUUACAAUACUUGGUUUUACUGUGGAAAGCCUGACAGUGUUUCACUGUGAACAGACAAUAGAGAACCGGAGACUUGCUGAGCUGUUGUUCUGGUAACGACGAAAACCACAGAUAAAUAACGUAGAGAAAAUUGUAUUUUGAUUACUGUUUUCUUACACCGCAAGUACAAUACUUUUAAAAUAACGUUACAUUUGUACAUUUAUAAGCGGUAAAAUAAAUAAGCAGUUGACCCGCACAGAUAGCUCGGGGGACAGUGGAUGCUUGUGCGACUGUUUCCCUGAACCCGCUGCUUUCAGGUAUCUCAUCUCAUUAUAUUAGCUAACACAACAGCUUUAUUAAAUGCCUCAGAAAACACUCGCAGUAGCCGGUAGUCAUCAGAGGUAACUAGGUGGAUAGAGAGACGCGUAGAAGCGGUCUGAAGAGGGAGGCUCCUGCCCGUUUCUGGACGUCCAUCUCUCCAGCCUACCUUCAUCACGUCCAUCCACCACAGCCCUCCCCAGCCAUGGACCCCCCGAGGACUCGGUCACGGUCUCGGUCUGGUUUCUAUCAUUUCGGCAACGUUGGGAGUAAUGGCAGUGGUAACGCGGUUGGUAACGGGAGCAUGAUGAACGCCAGCGGAGGUGGUGUGAGCUACCCGCAGCAGAGCAACCCUGGCUGGGCGCCGCACCACGGUGGUCGUAGCUACCCGGAGAGCCAGCAGCAGCACACCCAGGGGAGCUACCUGUCCGCAGGGGCGCAGCGCCACUCCUCACACGGAGCCCAUAGACACCCCGGGGCCGGAGGAGUGCUACAUUUUCAUCCAGAUAAUGUGUGCAACGACGAUCGAGACAAAAUGGAAGACAGCCCAAGCCCGAAAAGGCAGCGUCUUUCCCAGCAGACCAUGUUGGAUCUAAACUCCGCCCCUCCCUCUACUCCUUCCUCUCCCAUUCGUCCCUGGGAGUUGCCUCCCAGUCGCAGACCACACCCCCACUACAUGCCAGAGAGAUGCCACACGCCUGUUCGCAACAGACGCAGCCCUCCAAUGAGACGCCAGCGUGGCCGGAGAGACCGUCUGACCCGCCACCACAACCACCACACCCACAACAACCACCACCACCACUACAACAACAACAGCAACAACAACAACAACCACCAUCACCACCAUCACCACCCCAAUGCCCACCAUCAUCAUCACCACCACCACCUGCACUCUCACCACGGCCUGUCGCCAGGCCACCAGGAUGAGAACUACCGUCACCCGGCUCCCCCUCAGGGCUACCCACCCUAUAACCAGCAACCGUCCCGAGGGCUGGGGCCCGGGCUUGAAGAGCGCCCAGGUCACCAUCCCCAAAAUCCCUCCCCCAGGCCCCUCCACCAGUCACCGAACCUGUCUCCCAGGCUGCUGCACCCUGCGGCCCAUCCACAGCACCAACACCCCCACCCCCACCCCCACCCCCACCCAUCCCAGCAGAGCAGUGUGGUGCUGGACUUCCAUGAGCAGGGUUCAGCUUCAGUAUCGUAUGCUGUGUCUCCUCCGGGAGUGCCACCAGGCCUGCCGCCGCGCUCCGCCCCUCAGCAGAUCCCGGCAUGCUCAGUAGUCUUUAGUGGACAGCACUAUCCUGUCUGCAGUGUCCCUCCUCCUGUCCUUCAGACUUGUUCUGUGCAACACUUACCCAUGCCCUACCCGUUCCCAUCGCUGCUGUCCAGUGACCAGGCCUUCCUGCUUCCCCCUCCUCACCUCCCCCAUCCCCCAGCACACCUUUCCCACCACCCACCUCACCUGCCCCAGCCUGGACAGUUUGGACCCUAUCCGACGCAGCAGGCCCGAUCACCGUUACAGAGGAUAGAGAAUGACGUGGAGUUGCUUGGAGAACACCUGUCUUUGGGUGCUGGGCUUCACUAUCCCCCCGCCACCCACCCUGCCCUCACGCCACACUCCACACAGCUUCACUUCCUGUCCCAUGACCCCCUGCCACAGGAGUUCUUCGGAGUGUCCUAUCCAAACUUUAUUCCGCGGCGUCUCCCGGGGCGACGGUACCGCUCGCAACAGCCACUGCCACCUUCGCCUUACCACCCCAGCCUCCUGCCUUACUUCCUUUCAAUGCUGCCAGUCCAGCCCACAGGUCCUGCGAUCAGUCUAGAGCUGGAUGUAGACGAUGGAGAAGUGGAAAAUUAUGAGGCCCUCCUGAACCUCGCUGAGCGUCUGGGGGAGGCCAAACUCCGUGGACUGACGAAGGGAGACAUCGAACAGCUUCCUUCCUAUCGGUUCAAUCCAAAUAACCACCAGUCUGAACAAACACUGUGUGUGGUGUGUAUGAGUGAUUUUGAGUCCCGCCAACUGCUGCGAGUCCUGCCCUGCAGCCAUGAGUUCCACGGGAAGUGUGUCGACAAGUGGCUGAGGGCCAACAGGACAUGUCCUAUUUGUCGGGCCGACGCCUCAGAGGUCCAGAGAGACUCAGAGUGACCACAUGGGGGAGCCAAAUGCUCCUAAUUGUAUUUCAAACACGUUCAGCAUUACCUGCUCCUGAUAUAUUGAUACACAUGUAUGUGCUUACACUCACACACACACACACACACACACACACACACACACACACACACACACACACACACACACACACACACACAUACCACUUCCUAGGGUUUUUGUGCAGCACUUUCUGCUAGUUUAUUAUCCUUUAAAUCUUUGAUCUGAUUUUCAUCACAGUUAUUUUACUGUCUGUUCACAUGAAUGCAGGCCCUCACAUCUUUUAGUGAAUUACACCCUGCCUGACCACUAUUCUGCUGUGGUGUGGUGUGCGUGCGUGUACACGUGCAUGCACCACAUCUGUGCAAGCGGUGUUUGGUCAGCCCUACAGUGCCGAGCUGUGGUACAUGACUGUGUGUGUUUUCAGUGUAUGUGGGUGUGUAAGAGAUUUUAGAGGUCCUGGAGCAUGCCUGAGUUUCUGUUGUGUAGCAGACAAGAGUAACGACAUGGGAGAAUUUUUGCUCUCAUGAGUGACUGACUUUACUUCCUGUUUGUACGUUUAUGCACUGUCUGUCUGUAUGCAUACUCCGUGUGUGUGUAUGUAUGUUAUAGACUUAAAUCCUUUUCUCUAGUUUGACACUAAGGGUCCAUGCUGCCACUAUAUUUCUUGGUUGCCUAUUUGAUCCAUUUGUUUCUGUAGAUUAUUAUUAUUAUUAUUAUUAUUAUUAUUAUUAUUGUUACUCAACCAUUAUAAGUGAUUGUUUUCCUGCUUGGCAGUUACCUCAUCAUUCCGGUUUUGAUCAUCUUUCAUUACAAGCGCUUCACAGCACUACUUUGAAAUUAAGCACAUUUAUAUAUUUUUCUUUUCCUUUCUUUUCUUAGUAAAUAUAAGUUUGUCUGUGACUUUGCAGUGGCACAUGUGUUACAUAUAUACAUAUAUCUAUAUAUACUGUAUAAAUCUAUGAAUAUCUGUAUACCAAAUAAAAGGCUUGAUAUGAACUUUUUACAAUCA